AUGGCUGAACCGGUCACAAAAAAAUCAAGAACAAUGAGCGUAAAUGGAGCAAUGCAGAAAAUUUAUCUAAUGGAAAACACCGACAUCAGGACAAAUGCCAGUGGGAAGACCUAUGGUGUUACAGGAGUGCUUGCGAAAUCAACAAACUACUCUCAAAUUCAUGAAUUGUUUCUUCCAGAAAAAUUUAUCCACAAAUUCCAAAGCUCCAUAAAGAAGUCAGUAUUAAUAAGAAAGUUUAGCCAAAAAGAAGAUGGACUGAUAUCUCUUUCUGAUUCCUCUACAAUAAUGGAUACAACAGAUGAUGUGAGUCAAGAGGAAAUUGAUAAGUUCGUUAACCCUGACAUUCUAGAUAUCGCAACAAUAAAAACCAAAAAAAGAAAUGAGAGGGUUUCCCUACAAGGAAUUGUGCAAAAGUCAACAAGACUCAUUGAAACGACGCAAUCAUGCAGAAAGAUUGUCACUCUAAAUGAUGCCUCAGGAGAGAUAGAAGUCAAAUUCUGGGGAAACAAAACGUCUCUAAGUCCUUUUGAAGAGGGAACACAUCUUACAGUCACAGCAGUCAAAGUAGAUUAUUAUGCAGGGCGCUGCUCAUUAAAUUCAACACCAUCAACAGCAGUUCAGUUGAAGGAAGACUUUGAUAGUUUACAAGGCGAGAUAGAGGCAGCAUGUUUUGAUGAUGACAAUAUGUCCAUCAUGGUAGGAAACAACAUAUUCAACAUAAGUGACACCCUUAUGCGAAGAAUUUUUCCAAAUCUGAAAUUCUGUCCUGGAAAAACACUGAUGGCCAUUACUUCAUCUAAUCAAAUCACAGACUUGGUGGAGGUAAACAAUGAUCAUGAAGAUUAA
Molecule: messenger RNA, 846 nt
Organism: Saccostrea echinata
Lineage: Eukaryota; Metazoa; Mollusca; Bivalvia; Ostreida; Ostreidae
Exons: 7
Coding region: 1-846 (281 amino acids)
Source: RefSeq, a predicted model, not a curated record